AUGGCCAAGCGCAAGGUCGCAGAGAUCGUCCAGGAAGAAGGUCAGCAGGAAGAAUCUGAACUGUUGCCUGCCUCCGGAAAGCAGUUAAACGGCAAAAAGCAAGUCCCAAAUGCCAACGGAAGCAAGAAACGCAAGGUCAAAGCAGAGGUGACCAGCAACGUGGAAGAGGAGGAAGAAGCCUCUGAAGGCRCACCCAAGCCGAAGCGAAAGCCAGCAAAGAAGGCCGGUAAAAAGGAGAACGGCGAGGAGGAGGACGUUGGCGAGGAGAACAAAGUGUCUCGGAAACGGAAGACUAAGGAGGAGAAGGAAGCAGAAGCAAUGCCUCUCGCAGCACGCACUCUCGGCCACAAGCUCUUCAUCGGUGCUCAUGUUAGCAGCGCUGGUGGCGUGCAGAAUUCGAUCACCAACAGCGUCCACAUUGGCGCAAAUGCAUUCGCCCUGUUCCUCAAAUCCCAGCGGAAAUGGGCCAAUCCACCACUAUCGGACGACCAAUGCACCUCUUUCCACGACAACUGCAAGACACACUCCUAUGAACAGGCAAAACACACAGUCCCGCAUGGCUCAUACCUGGUCAAUCUCGCGCACACAGACACGGCAAGAACGGACCAGGCGUAUACAUCCUAUCUAGACGACCUGAAGAGAUGUGAGAGGCUCGGAAUACAGCUGUACAACAUCCAUCCGGGCAACACUGUCUCGAAUAAUCGCGGAGAGGCGAUCGCACAUCUGGCAAAGAACAUCAAUAAGGCGCAUGGAGAGACCAGCAGUGUCAUAACUUUACUGGAGAAUAUGGCAGCGGGUGGCAACGUUCUGGGAAGMACCUUUGAAGAUCUUCGCGACAUCAUCGCUCUUGUUGACAACAAGGAUCGUAUUGGCGUGUGCAUCGAUACGUGCCACGCUUUUGCUGGCGGUUACGACCUUCGUACACCCGCUGCCUUCAAAGAGACCUUCGACGGCUUCGAAAAUAUUGUUGGUUUCAAGUAUCUCCGCGCUUUGCACAUCAACGACAGCAAGGCCCCAUUUGCCUCAUACAGAGAUUUGCAUGCUAACAUUGGAACGGGCUUUCUCGGCAUCCGGGCUUUCCAUACGUUGGUCAAUGAUGAGCGAUUCGAAGGACUGCCACUUAUCCUAGAGACGCCGACGGAAGUGCGGGACGACGAUGGCAAUGUCGUGAAAGACGAGAAGAAGAAAGACAAGGAAGAUAAAGGCAUUUGGGUGAGGGAGAUCAAAAUGUUGGAGAGCUUUGUAGGAAUGGAUGCCGACAGUGAUGAGUUUAGAGCCUUGGACGCUCGACUACAAAAACAGGGUGAAGCUGAACGAAAUCGACUCGCGGAACAACACGAGCGGAAGAAGGAGAAGGCGCAAAAGAAGACUACCUCCAAGGGCGGGAAGGGGAAGGGCAAGAAAGCCAAGGCUGAGAGCGGAGAAGAUGAAGAAGACGGCGCCGAAAGCGAUUGA
Molecule: messenger RNA, 1455 nt
Organism: Ramularia collo-cygni
Lineage: Eukaryota; Fungi; Ascomycota; Dothideomycetes; Mycosphaerellales; Mycosphaerellaceae
Product: related to AP endonuclease
Exons: 1
Coding region: 1-1455 (484 amino acids)
Biological process (GO): base-excision repair
Cellular component (GO): nucleus; mitochondrion
Molecular function (GO): DNA-(apurinic or apyrimidinic site) endonuclease activity; DNA binding; phosphoric diester hydrolase activity
Source: RefSeq, a predicted model, not a curated record